AUGGCAGAAGCUCCGUUGUAUGAAUACACAACACUGAAGAGCCUUCCUGAUUCUGGUCGCGUCAACGUGUACGGUGUGGUUCUUUCAAUCACUACGCCGAUUUUCGGUGGCCUUAUUAUCGAGAUAAGGGAUGAGCGUGCCACCGUCUGCUUGAAAGUCAGUAAAGAAUCAGAAGGUCAUUUCAAGGACUUACAACCGAAUGAUAUACUUCGAUUACAUCGAGCAGAGGUUGGCUCGUAUCGCAACGAAAAGGCUCUAAUAGUGAAUAUCGGUGCGUACGGUUGCCAUGCUGUGGCUUGGUCCUGCAUGUCAGAUACGCCCACAUUGAAGACUUCUAAGACAUACACGUUCGACGAACAGGAUGUCGCUAGGCUUUCUGAAUUGCGUGAAUGGUCUGGGAAUGGAGAAACCCGAGCAGAAGCCCCGGUCUCAUCACCUACAAGCGACUGUGUCAAUGCUGAAGCCGAAAUGUUACCAACUGGAGAAGCCGACGUCAACUCGCCAACUAAGCGGAAAAAUGCCAAACGGAAGAAGUGCAACACAGUUGAAAGUGCAAGUGAGAUUCCAUCGCUUGGAACUAAGUUUUUUAACUGGUACUGCGAGGUACUUGCUGUAUACGAGGGCAAGGGCGAGCCACUCACGGUGUUCGUAAGAGCUUGGGAUGGAACGUUGGCGAGUUUCUCUGACGACCUAAAUAUGUUCCGAGCAGACGCUGAGAGCAUAGAGACGACAUUUUGCGAGACUUCAUUGUCUGUACUUGCUGCUGUGGAUGCUUACACUUUCGAUGUGUGCUGUUAUGGGGACUGGGCAGCUCAAGCUUCAAAGCUUAAAUCUAUUGAAGAAAAACCCAAUGAAAUGGAUGAGAGUUCACAACGUGAAGCCGUCGUUCAACGGCUUUUUAAAGGAAAUGUGCGAGAAGAACGUAAAGAUAUUCCAAAAGGCUUCGCGACACCCACCCAGCUAUUGCCAUUCUAUUGUGAAGAAUUUACGGUUGGAGAUAUCGUCUACUUCAGCAACAUACGAAACUACUUGUGCAAGUCAAGAAACUGUUCAGCACUGACAAUGCAUGAAGGCGGGGCUUCGUUCGAUCGUGCCCUCUGUGUUAUCGAUGAGAACGAUCCCUUACAUUUUGAGGUUUCGAAGUAG
Molecule: messenger RNA, 1146 nt
Organism: Haemonchus placei
Lineage: Eukaryota; Metazoa; Nematoda; Chromadorea; Rhabditida; Trichostrongylidae
Source: the annotation of a GenBank genome assembly